This is a messenger RNA of Dromaius novaehollandiae (emu), 2360 nucleotides long. RefSeq names its product STAM binding protein (gene STAMBP). Bases 16 to 1440 code for a protein of 474 amino acids. Lineage: Eukaryota; Metazoa; Chordata; Aves; Casuariiformes; Dromaiidae. The transcript is spliced from 10 exons. Gene Ontology annotation, cellular component: endosome; cleavage furrow. The record is from RefSeq and is a predicted model, not a curated record. Gene Ontology annotation, molecular function: protein binding; K63-linked deubiquitinase activity; metal-dependent deubiquitinase activity. Gene Ontology annotation, biological process: protein K63-linked deubiquitination.
CUGAGGCGUGCCCGGAUGUGGCGGCGCCUCGCCAUUGGCCGCGGGGGCGCGGCGCAACGGCAGCAACCCGGAAGCGGGAGGGAGGGCGGACGGCGCGGCCGCCUCCCCGCGGCGGCAGAGUUCGUCGGCGCUGCGGCAGCUUUGAUGGGCGUCGUUAUGCCUGAUCACGCCGACGCCAGCCUCCCGCCGGAGGAGCGAGUGCGAAGCCUCAUCCAGAUGGGCAGCGCGGUGGAGGUGAACGAGGACGUGCCGCCGCGGCGCUACUACCGCUCCGGAGUGGAAAUCCUCCGCAUGGCUACCAUUUACUCGGAGGAAGGCAACAUCGAGCACGCCUUCAUUUUGUACAACAAGUACAUCACGCUCUUCAUAGAGAAGCUGCCCAAGCACCGUGACUACAAAAAUGCUGUCCUACCUGAAAAGAAGGAGACGAUGAAAAAACUGAAAGAAGUAGCGUUCCCCAGAGCUGAAGAGCUCAAGAAGGAGCUGCUAAAGAGGUACGCCAAGGACUAUGCUAAGUACAGCGAGCGGAAGAAGGAGGAGGAAGAGGAAUUUGCACGCAACUUGGCUUUGCAACAGCAGCUGGAAGAGGAGAGGAAUCGGGUAGCCCUAAUGAAGCAGCAGCAGGCAGAGCAAGAGCAGUUUCAUGCCUUUGAGGAGAUGAUUCGACGGCAGGACCUGGAGAAGGAGCGUCUGAGGAUAGUGCAGGAAUUUGGCAAGCCAGAGCCAAGUCCUGAGUCUCUGGAUGGGCCCCUCAUCCCUGGCGUGCAAAAGCCCCCGAGUGAUUUAACCCCAAAGGCUCCUGUCUCUCCAGCUCAGCCUGCAAGUCCGUCUGUGGGGAUUUUUUCAUCCAGACCUCCUGUUGUGGACAGAUCCCUGAAACCUAGUGCUUUGGGGAGCACAGAAAACAAUGCAAGUAUGGAUGUUCUUCGCCAGAUCAUCGUCCCUAGGGAGCUCUGCCAGAAAUUCCUCCAGCUGGCCGAUGCCAACACGGUCCGGGGUGUGGAGACAUGCGGCAUCCUCUGUGGGAAGCUGAUGAGGAAUGAGUUCACGAUAACGCACGUCAUCGUUCCCAAGCAGCAUGGAGGCCCCGAUUAUUGCAACACGGAGAACGAGGAGGAGCUCUUCCUCAUCCAGGAUCAGCACGGCCUUGUUACGCUGGGCUGGAUCCACACUCACCCCACGCAGACGGCCUUCCUCUCCAGCGUGGACCUGCACACGCACUGCUCCUACCAGAUGAUGCUGCCGGAGUCCAUCGCUAUUGUGUGCUCUCCGAAAUACCAGGAGACGGGCUUCUUCAAGCUGACGGAGCACGGCCUGGAGGAGAUCUCUUCCUGCCGGCAGAAAGGUUUCCACCCGCACUCCAAAGACCCCCCCCUCUUCACCACCUGCAACCACGUGGCGGUGAUGGAGAGGGACGUGGUGCUGAUGGAUCUCCGCUAGGCCUCUUGCCUUAACCGUGUUUCCCGUGAACCUUCCGUCUCGGCCUGGGGAAGAUUUGUUUCCUCCCGUAGCAGAUGAUUUCUACCGUGUAGCGACCCUUCCCCUCCCUCCCCCAGUAAUCGCGGUGAAAUCGGUAACCUGACCUCAGUGGGAGCAGGCGAAAUCUCGGUGCCCGGCGUCGGGCUCGCGAAGCGGCGCUGAGGUUCGAGGUGUGGGGAAAAGCUAACUGGCAAUGCAAAGACCGAAUCUAACACUGAAGCAGUCGUGUAACUCUUUAAUCUGGGGCGAGACCAGCUUGGCGGGGAGUUCCCCCGAGCUCCCACCACCCCGAGGCGUGGAAACCUCCUCGAGUGUUUUCCCGAGUGGGACUUGCCCACGUUAACUCCUGCUCUGCUUUGCUGCUCUUUCCUGAUUGCUAAACUGUGCCCUCGGCCCGGCUCGUUGGAGUCGCUGACCUUUGGUGUCCUUUUAAGAUCGAAUCCUUCCUAACCCCCUUGCCCCAUACGGGAACCCUCUUCGCAGCCGCCAGCGUGUCCUGCUGGCUGGUACCUGGGGGAGGUAAGAAGGAGCCCAAGCCUUGUGCUUUCUCCUGCCUUUGGAGACCUGCGUUUGGGGGAGAAGGUGCUCAGACGCGGCCUCGCUUUGCACGAGCUGCUUAAUUGCAGCAACGACGAGGGACGUCCGGUUAUUUCCUUCCCUCGCCAGGCUGGGGGCUUUGCUCCGGGCCGGGCAGCGUGGGGCUGGGGUCGGCUCGUGCCGGCGUUGCGGCGGAGCUCGCCCGGCCUCCUGGGAGGGCUGGAGUUGCCUUUCCGCCCGGGCUACGUAUAUACGCGUUAUGUAUGUGACGGGCUGGUACGUCCACCUGCGCAACGGCGAAGGAAAUUCUCCGGUGUACGGUUUAAUACAGAUGGAUUCUCUUA